Messenger RNA from Nymphalis io (European peacock), 909 nucleotides. RefSeq lists its product as uncharacterized. The record is from RefSeq and is a predicted model, not a curated record. The transcript has 4 exons. Lineage: Eukaryota; Metazoa; Arthropoda; Insecta; Lepidoptera; Nymphalidae. Gene Ontology annotation, cellular component: extracellular matrix. Bases 1 to 909 code for a protein of 302 amino acids.
AUGUUAUUAAAGAUGUUGUCCCUAGUUUGCUUCAUCACUAUCAGCUCAGCUGUUCUGAUUGACCCAAAUAAUGGACUGAAAGCGAGAUCAUAUAGCUCCGACACAGGAAGGGCAUGGCAAACGGUCAAAUACUAUCCUUCAAGUUCUCCGCCACUUUUCAAAUACGACUUUCACUCUUAUCCAAAAUACGAGUUCGAGUAUGCAGUAUCCGAUAAAAAGACAGGUGACUACAAACAUCAUCAUGAAUCAAGAGACGGCCACAGAGUUCGAGGAGGUUACAGCCUCGUUGAACCAGAUGGUUCUUUGCGGAAGGUGGAAUAUAAUGCUGACGACCUAAACGGGUUCAAUGCCGUCGUAAGCAAGAGUGUGAGUAAACACGGUGAUCACGCUUUUUCAAUCGUCGGUCAUACAAGACAGUUCUUACCCAUCGGAAACGGUAUUAAAAUCAAUCAUUUCUUCCCGAGCAAAAAUUAUCACUAUCAAGAACACAAAGUUGAUACUGAAUAUGUUGAAGAUAAACCUGUUAAUGAAAAAAUAACCAACUUCAAACAAGAUGAAAGACAAAAAACUGUAAUGGAGGAACAAGGAGACAAAAUGAUACAACUUACUCCAGUUAUUAUUGAAAAUACUAAUAAAAUUACAGAAACGCCUAUUGAAAAAAUGAAUCUAGUUGAAGCACCAGUUGAAAAUCUUCAAGCAUCAGUAAUGGAUGCUAUUGUUGAUGAAAAACAACAAAAGGAGACCGAGAACAUCACGCAAAUGCCAGUAGAAGAAAUAAUUGCUAAUCACACAGGCAGCGAACUCAGUGAAAUAUCUAAAGCAGAUAAUUUACAAAAGCAAGAACCGCUUGAUGAUUCUGAAGUUGCAUCAUCAUAUUAUCAUUCAAAAAUAUACUACGUAGGUUUUUAA